GGCGCGGCUCCUCGGCCCGGCCAGCCCACCAUGCACGCCCACCGCCUGCCCUUCCUCCUGCUGCACGCCUGGUGGGCCCUGCUGCAGGCGAGCGCCGCGACGGUGGCCCCCGUGCCCCCACGUACGCGGGGGCAGCCCUCGUCGCCGUCCCCUCUCGCGUAUAUGCUGAGCCUCUACCGCGACCCGCUGCCCCGGACAGACAUCAUCCGCAGCCUGCAGGCGCAAGAUGUGGAGGUGGAUGGGCAGAACUGGACCUUUGCUUUUGACUUCUCCUUUCUGAGCCAAGAAGAGGAUCUAGUGUCAGCUGAGCUCCGGCUGCAGCUGUCCAGCCCUGUGGACCUUCCCCCUGACGUCCCGCUCUCCAUUGAGAUUUUCCACCAGCCGAAGCUGGACGCGGAUCAGGACCCAGUCGACUGCCUGGAACGUCUUCGGAUGGACCUGUUCACUGUCACUCAGUCCCAGGUUACCUUUUCCUCGGGCAGCAUGGUCCUGGAGGUGACCAGGCCCCUCUCCAAGUGGCUGAAGCACCCUGGGGAGCUGGAGGAGCAGAUGUCCAGUUUGGCUGGAGAGUGUUGGCGGCGGCCUCCCACACCACCUGUCACCAAUGCGCUCCUCAUGCUUUACUCCAACCUCUCCCCAGAGCAGAGGCGGCUGGGCGGCUCCACCUUGCUGUGGGAAGCUGAGAGCUCCUGGCGGGCCCAGGAGGGUCAGCUCUCCCGGGAGAGGAGCAGGAGGCACCGUCGACAUCACUUGCCAGACAGAAGCCAACUGUGUCGGAAGGUCAAGUUCCAGGUGGACUUCAACGUGAUCGGAUGGGGCUCCUGGAUCAUCUACCCCAAGCAGUACAAUGCCUAUCGCUGCGAGGGCGAGUGUCCGAACCCCGUGGGGGAGGAGUUCCAUCCCACCAACCACGCAUACAUCCAGAGCCUGCUGAAACGGUACCAGCCCCACCGGGUCCCUUCCACCUGCUGUGCCCCAGUGAAGACCAAGCCAUUGAGCAUGCUGUACGUGGACAACGGCAGAGUCCUUCUAGACCACCACAGAGACAUGAUCGUGGAAGAAUGUGGGUGCCUCUGAGGAGAUCCUGGAGGGGUGCUGGUGUGCCUGUGCCCUGGAGGUUGGGAAGCUCCUGGAAGACACGCGAACCAUCUGAUCCAAUGAGGAGAAACAAAGAAGGAAUGUUGCUCUGUCCACAGACCUGAGGAGAAAGGGCUGCCCACCCUGUUCAUG
This is a messenger RNA of Diceros bicornis minor, 1230 nucleotides long. RefSeq names its product nodal growth differentiation factor (gene NODAL). NCBI's taxonomy places the organism in Eukaryota, Metazoa, Chordata, Mammalia, Perissodactyla, Rhinocerotidae. The coding region runs from base 31 to 1077 and encodes 348 amino acids. Gene Ontology annotation, cellular component: extracellular region. The transcript has 3 exons. Gene Ontology annotation, biological process: SMAD protein signal transduction; BMP signaling pathway. Gene Ontology annotation, molecular function: type I activin receptor binding; cytokine activity; growth factor activity. The record is from RefSeq and is a predicted model, not a curated record.